This is a messenger RNA of Talaromyces proteolyticus, 1944 nucleotides long. Its product is annotated as putative G2/mitotic-specific cyclin. Gene Ontology annotation, molecular function: cyclin-dependent protein serine/threonine kinase regulator activity. The record is from RefSeq and is a predicted model, not a curated record. The transcript has 4 exons. Lineage: Eukaryota; Fungi; Ascomycota; Eurotiomycetes; Eurotiales; Trichocomaceae. Bases 1 to 1944 code for a protein of 647 amino acids. Gene Ontology annotation, biological process: regulation of cyclin-dependent protein serine/threonine kinase activity; mitotic cell cycle phase transition. Gene Ontology annotation, cellular component: cytoplasm; centrosome; nucleus.
AUGGAUGCAAGACCGCAACGAAUUCGUGUUCGAGGGGAUGAGAACGCACUUGUUGGUGUUCUCCCCAACAUGACGAUCCACCAGCGAAACAAGUCGACGCCUGCUUUGUCCACUAUUAUGCAGAAUGGAGGGCUGAGAAAUACCGCAAAACGUACAGCUUUUGGGGAUGUUAGCAAUACACGAGCUAGCAAGGAUGAUAUUCAUCUCGCUGGCAAGAACAUUCCGCUUAGCAAGCCGGGAAUAACUGCCCAGGACAAAAUGUCUCUAGCCCUGUCACAGCCUGCCCAGCGGCCUAUGUCUGUUACUGGUGUCAAGGCAAUUCCGCACAAUAACAAUUCCCGCAACAGUGACAAUGUUUCCAAGCAGGUAUUCACUGAUAUCACCUCAUCAUAUCACUCGGCCAACAAUCGCAAAUUACUUCCAAAACGCAGCAACGCAGUUUUCAAAGACCAUCUCCCACCUGUGGUUGAGGCUAGGCCUUCUACGGUCAAGCCAUCAGCGCCUCGAACAAGUGAUCCGGUGAAAAAAGAUUACAACUCUCGCUCAGCGACAACUGCUGCACUGCAUGACACCUACGGCGCGCAGGCAAAAGAUGCAUUGCUCCUACCUAAAGAAUUCUCGAAGGAUUUGCAAAACACCAGCGAUGUUGAAGCCAAACCAACAACUCUUGACAUACACUCAGAUGGCAGCUACAUCGUUGUUCCAAAUGUCUCUGAAAAGGAAUCACCCAACAAGUCUGAAGUGAAGGAAGACGAUAAAUUGCCCCUACAGCCUUCUAAGCAAAGCCUCUCAGAAAUUGAGGCCGUGCUAGAAAUUGAAGGUACCCAGAAGCCCGAAACCAGCAUCCCGCGAGGUUCACUCGAUUUGUUACACGCCCGCUCCGACCACGGAGCCGGUCCCUCAGAACCAGAAGAGUACUGGGACGAUGACGAGGAUUAUAACGACGAGGAUGAUGGCUAUAUCACCACCCGUUCUUACCGGUCUCGUAGCGAGAAUACCACUGGCGGUGCCACUACUGUCCUUUUCCCCAAGUACAACCAAAAGGCAAGAAAAGAAAUUGCCAUUGCGAAGCAAUUGGUCGAGACCUCUCGCACCGCUGAGGAUAUCGAGGACGAGACCUGGGACACCAGCAUGGUGGCUGAAUACGGCGAUGAAAUCUUUGAGUACAUGAGAGAAAUGGAGAUCAAAAUGCUACCUAACGCCCACUACAUGGAAAAUCAAGCAGAGAUCCAGUGGUCUAUGCGCUCCGUUCUCAUGGACUGGCUUGUACAAGUUCAUCACCGAUUCUCGCUCCUACCAGAGACAUUGUUCCUCUCUGUCAACUAUAUCGACCGAUUCCUCUCUUGCAAGAUUGUUUCUCUCGGAAAGUUACAACUAGUCGGCGCUACUGCAAUCUUCAUCGCUGCCAAGUAUGAGGAGAUCAACUGUCCUUCGAUUCAAGAAAUUGUCUACAUGGUUGAUGGCGGCUAUACUGUGGAUGAGAUACUGAAAGCCGAAAAAUUUAUGCUUAGCAUGCUUCAAUUCGAACUAGGAUGGCCUGGGCCAAUGAGCUUCCUGCGUCGAAUCAGUAAAGCUGACGAUUACGAUCUUGAUACCCGUACACUAGCAAAGUACUUCUUAGAGGUCACUAUCAUGGAUGAGCGUUUUGUCGGUAGCCCCCCAAGCUUCACCGCCGCAGGGGCUCAUUGCCUAGCUCGAUUAAUGCUGUGCAAGGGCAAUUGGUCACACGCUCAUGUGUACUAUUCCAAUUAUACGUACAAGCAAUUGCAUCCCCUCUUGAGCAUAAUUCUUGAAUGCUGCGAGAACCCUUUGAAACAUCACGGUGCAAUCUACGACAAGUAUUCGGAUCGUCGCUUCAAACGUUCUUCCUUGUUCGUCGAGGCUGAAUUAACCAAAGGAUUUCGCAUCCCCGACAUUCCCAAAGACAACUAUCGCUUCGUCUAG